Emiliania huxleyi CCMP1516 is the source of this 1272-nucleotide messenger RNA. RefSeq lists its product as hypothetical. The transcript has 5 exons. Gene Ontology annotation, molecular function: GTPase activity. The coding region runs from base 1 to 1158 and encodes 385 amino acids. Gene Ontology annotation, cellular component: cytoplasm. The record is from RefSeq and is a predicted model, not a curated record. Lineage: Eukaryota; Haptophyta; Isochrysidales; Noelaerhabdaceae.
AUGGUCUUCGGGCAGGUCGUCAUCGGCCCGCCCGGCUCCGGCAAGUCGACCUACUGCGAGGGCAUGCGCCAGUACCUCGAGGCGACGGGCCGCAGCGUCAGCGUGGUCAACCUGGACCCCGCGAACGACCUGCUGCCGUACGAGCCGGCCGCCGACAUCCGCGAGCUUGUGAGCGUGGAGGGCGCCGCGUCGGCGUGCGGCCUCGGCCCGAACGGCGCGCUGGUGUACUGCCUCGAGUACCUCGAGGCGAACCUCGACUGGCUCGAGGGCGCGCUGAGCCGCGCCGGCUCAGCGUCGUACGUGCUGCUCGACCUGCCGGGGCAGGUGGAGCUGUACACGCACUACCCAGUCGUCCGCAACGUGCUGCAGGGGCUUCAGCGGCGCGGCCACCGCCUGUGCUGCGUGCACCUCGCGCACCACUGCUCCGACGCAGAGAAGUUCUUGUCGGUGCUGCUGGUCACGCUGUCAACCAUGGUGCAGCUCGAGAUGCCGCAGGUGAACCUGCUCUCCAAGCUGGACUUGGUCGAGGCUUGGCGUAUUCAGCACGUAGGCCCGCUCCCCUUCAACCUCGACUUCUACACCGACGUGCUCGAGCCGGCUAGGAAGCGGCGUGGGCUGGAGGGCUUCGCGGCGCGCCACUUGAAGCUGUCUGCCGCGAUCUGCGAGCUGGUCGAGGACUUUGGCUUGGUGGGCUUCGGCGCGGUGGCGGUGGAUGACUCGGAGACGAUGGCGCGUGCGCUGCGCUCGAUCGACAAGGCGAACGGCUACUGCUUUGGUGCGACCGAGGGGGCGCCCGAGGGCGUCUUCGGCUGCGCGGCGGCCGACCUCGAGUGGGACGACGAGCGCGUCGGCUCUCUGCAGGAGCGGUUCAUGGGGGGAGGCGGCGGAGGAGGCGGAGGAGGCGGAGGCGACGACGGCGACGACGGCGACGGCGGCGACGGCGACGGCGGAGGCGGCGGAGGCGGAGGCGGCGGAGGCGGCGGCGGCGAUGGCUUCGGUGGUGGAGGCGGCGGAGGCGGUGGAGGCGGGCGGGCGAUGGCGCCCGAGGAGAGGCACAUGACUGAGGAGGACUUGUUGCGCGAAUUCUUGCCUCCCGGCCACCGGAAGCUGCGGCGGGCCGGGCUGGGCGGCGACGGCGGCGGCGGGCCAUUGGGGUGAUUGAGAGAGCACAACGUGUCUAGCACCUCUUCUGGACAGGCCUCUACGGACACUCGACGUGCUAGGGCCGGCUCGCGUCAUUGAACUAUGUUUUGGACCAUUUUCAAUUUCUCA